Messenger RNA from Acaulospora colombiana, 1932 nucleotides. NCBI's taxonomy places the organism in Eukaryota, Fungi, Glomeromycota, Glomeromycetes, Diversisporales, Acaulosporaceae. The record is from the annotation of a GenBank genome assembly.
AUGGAAGAAUUUCCUCACCUUGUCAAGUCUUCGACUCCAAGUGGCUCACAUAUUGGCCCUGCAACUACAGUCAACACUAUGAAAGUGAGAGAAUCUCUGAAGCACAUGGUACGAGAUUGGAGUGAGGAGGGGAAAAAGGAGCGAGAGGCCAUUUACGAGCCUAUCCUCUCGCAACUGGCCAAGAUCCCGAUCGAAGAGAGGAGGAACCAUAAAGUUUUGGUUCCUGGUUCCGGACUUGGCCGACUAGCUUGGGAGAUAGCAAAUCUUGGUUUCGACACGACGUCAUGUGAACUAUCCUACUACAUGAAUCUCUGCCUACGCUUUCUCCUCUCAGAGAAAAAUACAGAGAGAACCAAUCAGCAUACUCUACAUCCCUACAGUCAUUGGUGGUCGCACCAACGAUCAAACGAAAAUACGUUUCGUGGCAUAUCGCUGCCAGAUGUAUUACCUCGUCGCAUACCAAAUUGGACCUUACUUGAAGAAGAUUUCCUUGGACUGUCUCCACCUCUCACCCAUGGCGUUGACCAGGCUUCUAUGCUGCUUGGAGACCGCUAUUCAUUCAAUGACCUCUUGUCAGUUAUCUCAACUCUACUAUCUACUUCGUCCAGGUGGCAAAUGGAUAAAUCUUGGACCAUUACUUUACUACAAUUCGACUAUCGAGCUCAACCUCGAAGAGGUCUUGCGACUCGCCGAUCUGAUAGGGUCGUCUUGCUAAGGCCACGCGGUGGCUCUUCCUCCAUAACUGUGACACGUUCACUCGGGCAAGACACGGUCAAAGGUGACACCGUUGACGAAUCCUCCGGCCAUGGACCGUUGGACAUUGCGGAUGAAAUUCUGCCGAUUGCUACGGAGAUCCUGGGCCGCCUCUGUUUUCGCGGGGGAAAAAAAUUACUUGAAGAGGUAUUGCAGCCCAACCAUGACCGAGUUGAGAUUGAGCACAGGCUUCCAGUCCUCUCUGAGGAUGUUGAGGCAAACAUUGCCUUCGAGAUCCACAUUUGGAUGGUAAAUCUGUUAAAAAGGGUUAUCAAGGUAAAAUUAAGGAGAUCAUUGGGAUCUGGGAACUCCAUAGACAUCGUUCGUGGCAAAUCUAGCUCGGUGAUGUCUGCAACGAGGGGUCAGUAUACCGCGGUAACAAUGUGCCAGUGUCCGUUAGAUAAGCAGGACACGAUCUGGACGCGCUCGUUAGCCAAGUCACACGAGGAGGGGACUAGAAGGCUCGUCCAUGGGACCUCGGAAAAUAAAAUGUACGCUCGAUUGUUGUCGACGAGACUCGUUUCAACGACGCGCCCAGCUGUGUUUCGUGCACUAUCAAAGGGGACCAGAAUAGGGGGUGCGCCAAAACCUUUGAAAUACCUCUCAGACUGCUCGACGUCGAGCAUAGUGUUCACUGGAGACGUGCCUUUGGAAAAGUUCCUGUCGAAACAACUCAUUGACGCGCGAAAGACGCGAGAUGCAUUUCGUACAAAUUUAUUACGCAUCUUCAAGACAGUCAUAGGGGAGCUACAAACAGAGCAAAAGAUCCGAUCUACAAAUAAAGGAGUAACCCCCGAGAAACUAGAGGAGGCUGCUCUGAAGAGCGUCAGGAAAAUGAUCACCAAGCGUAGGACCGCUGCCACAGAAUAUCGCUCAUCGAAUCUCAUAGACUCUGCGGAGAACGAAGAACGAGAAGCAGCGUUUCUGGAGUCACUACUUCCGAGGCAGUUGACUGAAGAAGAAACCGCAGAGGCUAUCCGAGUGGCUUUGGCACAAGCAAAGAAGGACGGAACGUUGAGCACAGAGACACCGACAGAUGUCAAAACUGCUUUAAGAGUGCUCUCUGAGGGCAUAGAAAAGGCAAAAGGGAAAGGGGCCGUCGAGUCUGGGACCAUAUCAACCAUUGCGCUGCCCCUUUUACAAAAGGAAGGCGUAGUAAGCAUGGGAAAGAAAAAAUGA